UUCUACGCCAUGUGCGGUGGAGCCAAAGAAGACACCGCAUAACUUUGAGAAUCAGAACACCAAGAUGGGUACCACCCAUUCUCCCAUGAUGGGUGACCACCAGUCCGCUGACAACGGUUCCACCUGCGACACCCUGUAUGACCACAGGAGCUACGCCCGAGUCUUAAUGCCACUCGUUUACUGCGCGGUCUUCCUAGUGGGUCUGCUGGGCAAUGCCCUGGCGCUACACGUCAUCCGCCCCAACCUGAAAAAGAUGAACUCCACCACCUUGUACUCGCUCAACUUGGUGAUUUCGGACAUCCUCUUCACACUGUCACUUCCUGUGAGGAUCACAUACUAUGCGCUGGGUUUCCACUGGGCCUUGGGUGAGGCUCUGUGCAAAAUCUCAGGCCUCAUCUUCUACAUCAACACCUACGCCGGUGUCAACUUCAUGACCUGCCUGAGCAUCGACCGUUUCAUCGCAGUCGUCCUGCCCCUGCGCUUUUCCCGGCUGCGCAAUGUUAGCAACGUGCGCUAUAUCUGUGUCGGCGUGUGGCUGCUGGUCCUGGCGCAGACACUCCCACUCCUUGGCAUGGCAAUGACCAAUGUCGAACCGGACGGCUUCAUCACCUGCAUGGAAUACCCUAAUUUCGAGAAAGUAGACCACAUCGCAACCAUCCUCAUCGGCGGAGUGUUCCUCGGUUAUGUCAUCCCCGUAAUCACCAUCCUGAUGUGCUACUCCAUCCUUUGCUCCAAACUCCACUCCACAGCGAAGACCAACCACCUCACGGAAAAGUCUGGACGCAGCCGCAAGGCCAUCGGCGUCAUCUGCUGCGUGUCGCUGGUUUUCGUGGUCUGCUACAGUCCCUAUCACAUCAACAUCCUGCAGUACAUGAUCCGCAAGCUCGUGUCCAGCCUGGACUGCACCGACCUGACUGCCUUCCAGGUGUCGCUGCACAUCACGGUGUGUCUGAUGAACCUCAACGCCUGCUUGGACCCCUUUGUCUACUUCUUCGCAUGCAAGGGUUACAAGAGGAAGCUCCUGAAGCUGCUUAAGCUAGAGGUCAGCGUGUCCGUCUCCAGCGUUGCCAAAACUUUGCCCGAAAUCUCUCUGAAGGAAAAUAUUGAUGGCAACAACAUUCAGCUCAGCGGUUCUGCUGCUGGCUCAGGCAACGAGAAGCUGAUGGAGAGGAGAUCGCAGCUCUAUGUGUAAACAAGAGGAAUAGUGGAGGGACCGAAGCAAAGACAUUUCGGGUGACAGAGGUCCAAUGUCCACCAGGAGCGUUUCAAAGGUCAUUACAGGCAACAUCUGUUGGGCCAUCUGGUUUCUAAAAGAACAGAUUAGAACUUUGUCUGUUUACCUCUCAAGAACUUCCCAGUGAAACGGUUGGCAAUGACACCAACUAGAUUGUACGAACAUUGACCAACUUCAGGCUAUGAACCUGGACUUGAGCCUUCCUGCUUUGCCUGAAACUACUUCAUUUUUGUUCUAUUUAGCUGCAAUUUCCAGAAGUCACUUAUAAGAGACUGAGGCUUUUUUUUCGACAUGUACAGGGUGUUUUGAAGAAUCUUAAAUAAAUAAAUACAACAAA
Molecule: messenger RNA, 1571 nt
Organism: Hippocampus comes (tiger tail seahorse)
Lineage: Eukaryota; Metazoa; Chordata; Actinopteri; Syngnathiformes; Syngnathidae
Gene: gpr183a
Product: G protein-coupled receptor 183a
Exons: 2
Coding region: 65-1192 (375 amino acids)
Biological process (GO): G protein-coupled receptor signaling pathway
Cellular component (GO): membrane
Molecular function (GO): oxysterol binding; G protein-coupled receptor activity
Source: RefSeq, a predicted model, not a curated record